Molecule: messenger RNA, 2029 nt
Organism: Cydia pomonella (codling moth)
Lineage: Eukaryota; Metazoa; Arthropoda; Insecta; Lepidoptera; Tortricidae
Gene: Nelf-A
Product: negative elongation factor A
Exons: 11
Coding region: 142-1929 (595 amino acids)
Biological process (GO): negative regulation of transcription elongation by RNA polymerase II
Cellular component (GO): NELF complex
Source: RefSeq, a predicted model, not a curated record
UGGGCUAACGAUGGCCAAUCUAAUGCAAGAAGUUAAACGUUCCGUUAAAAGGUGCUAGAGAUAUUUCUAACUCGUUCCGCUGCAUAUUGUAACUUGAUUGUAAUAUAAGUUGCAUCGUUUAACGAUAAAAUAAUAUCGAUUAUGUCAAAUAGCACAUGGCUAAAUGCAGAUGCGUCAACAGUGGCACGUCACUAUCUCAGUUGCAAGAUGGCGAACGUGCGGGAUAGUGACACAUCCUUGUGGCUCCAUAAUAAACUCGGAACAUCGAACGAUUCCUGGACAACUGGUUCAAUUUGUACACAAUUAAAUGCUGAAGUGUUAAAGAAUAUUAAAGAUUGUUUUCCAGAUUUACAAACACAAGUGAAAUUAAAAUUAUUGUUGAGUUUCUUUCAUAUCCCGCGCAGAAAUGUUGAAGAGUGGAGAAAUGAAUUGGAAGAGAUCAUUGAAGUGGCAGCGGUCGACUCGGACCUCUGGGUUGCCAUGCUGGCCGAGGUCCUCAAAACAUUCCCCUCACAGGGCACCCUUAACACUGAGAUAGCAGAGUUCGACGAGACUCGGCCCAUAUUCAGUGACAUGAUCGGGGAGCUCCGGAAAGCCUUGGCUAAGCAUUCUGAACUGGGGUUGUUGCCAUUAGAGUGCCUAUAUUUGAAUAAAAAUGCCUUAGUAUCUGUGGUCGGCCAACAAGCAAACCCAGUAAAACACUUCACAUUAAAACGCAAGCCCAAGUCUGUGGCACUCCGGAGUGAACUGCUAGCCAAGGCGGCCGAGGUGCAGGCCAACCAGAAGAAGGCUCAGGCCCCAACUGUUCCUGUCCGGAGCCGUGGCAUGCCGAGGAAGAUGACCGAUACUACGCCGCUGAAGGGGCUGCCGUCGCGCUGGGCGGCGCGCUCGGGCGGCGCGCCCGCCCGCCCCGCGCCCGCCGCGGCGCGCCUGCCGCCGCGCAGCGCCGGCAUCAAGCUGCUCGACAUCGCCGACCAGCCCAUCGCUCACGCUCACGCCAAGAGGAGACGCAAGAACGAGCUCGAAGAAGCGGCAGCCGCGGCCAAGAAGCCGGCGCCGGCCGCGCCCGCGUCGCCGCCGCCCGACUACGCGCGCGGCCUCAACAACUACCAGAUGCCCAAGCAGGAGGACAACCCCACCACCGCGCCGGCCGAGCCCGCGGCGUCCCCCCCGCGCGCCUCGCCGCCGCCCGCCGCCGAGCGCGCGCCGCCCAGCCCCAUGCUCGUGCAGAGCACCGGUGCGAAACCGAUCGUGAUCGGCCAACAAGGCAAACUACUGAUAGCGGGCCAGGGCGGGACGAAACCACUACUGCUGUCGGCGCCGACACUCCUCAACACGUCUGCGGUGCUGCUGCAGCCCGGGGGCAAGGCUGUGCUGCUGCAGAAUAUCAAACCGGUGACGCAGACAGUGGUGCAGGCGGCGCGGCCCACGCUGCAGGUGGUGCCGCCGCCACAGCCGCAGCCGCAGCCCGUGAUGCAGGUGGCGGCGCCCGUCAGCGCGGCGGGCGCGGCGGGCGCGGCGCCGGCGCUGCUGCCGCGCCGCGGGCUGUCGCUCACGCGCGAACAAAUGCUGGAAGCGCAAGACAUGUUCCGCAACGCCAACAGAGUCACGCGACCCGAGAAAGCGCUCAUACUUGGUUUCAUGGCUGGCUCCAGAGACAACCCCUGCCCGAACCUUGGCAACAUAGUGACAAUAAAACUGUCAGAGAACAUCGAAAACGUGCUCCAGUCCGACGACACGUACCUGACGAUGCUGUCGGAGAUGCACUUCCAGAUGAACUACAACAACGGGCAGUGGACGCGGCUGAAGAAGUACCGGCACAUCGACGGCAUGCUGCCGCAGAAGAUCCCGCCCGGCUCCACCGUGCUGGCCGCCCCCGCCCCCGCCGCCGCCCCCGCCACCGCCGCCGCCAACCAGGGCGUCAGUUAAGGUUACGCUACUUGUAUUUCUUGUUUUGGCCUGACGAUAUACAGAGCGUCCCGAGACUAUGGGAUAUCGAGGGAAAGUAUCUUAAAUAUCGUAGAUAGGA